Molecule: messenger RNA, 2031 nt
Organism: Ogataea philodendri
Lineage: Eukaryota; Fungi; Ascomycota; Pichiomycetes; Pichiales; Pichiaceae
Exons: 1
Coding region: 1-2031 (676 amino acids)
Biological process (GO): mannan biosynthetic process
Cellular component (GO): Golgi apparatus
Molecular function (GO): alpha-1,2-mannosyltransferase activity
Source: RefSeq, a predicted model, not a curated record
AUGUUUUUUGCUAGGAAUAAGAGGGCCAAGACCCUCAUCCUGACGGUGGUAGUGAUUUGCAUUGUGCUGUUUUUCUCCACCUCCACAGGCUCUCAGCAUUUGUCCAAGCUGAAGCUCCCUAACUCGGCCUCUUACUCUAUCUAUGGCACCUCAAAAACCACAGACGGGACUGCAGAGUCGCCACUUCCAAGCUCAUCGCUCGAAGAUGCUGAAAACUUGAAGAAGCUUUACUUCAACCCUUCGCAAGAAGGCACCAUUGAUGGCGGAUCAACUGGUAACACAAAAGGCUCUAAAAUUUCCUCGAUCGACGAAUCCAAGGGCCAGAGAACAGACGAUAGAUCUUUCCCUCUCACAGGCAACCAAUCGCCAACGGAGGACUCUCUUAACAAGAUUACUCCUGAAGAUAUCAUCAGAGGAGAUAUCACGUUCCAAAACUACUUUAUCGAGAUUUUCGAAACCAUGAAGAAAAACUCUUUGAGCUAUCCUCUGGCUGAAAGACAGGUUCUGAAAGAUGGAAAGCCUUUCAUUGAGAACGUCUUGUUUUACGCUCAGACCUGGGACAGACUCAGUGAGCACGACUGUUCUGGCUUCCUCAAUUUCCCUGCCCAGUUUGUGAACGACUUGACCCUCAAGCACGAGACUGUUGUCAGCAGCUUGCCGAACACCGCCCCAAAAUUCUAUAAAGGCAGUGGUUACGUCAUUGUUGGUGGUGGCAAGUACUCCUGGUUUGCGCUGCUUGGUAUCGAGACUCUGAGAAAAGUUGGAUCCACUCUGCCUGUUGAGGUGAUUUUACCGUUCGACUCUGAUUACGAGUUCGAGUACUGUGACCAGAUUUUGCCUGCCUUGAACGCAAGGUGUGUGGAGAUGACGAGAGUGUUUGGAAAGGAAACUUUAAAGAAGUUCGAGGUCAACGGGUACCAGUUCAAGCCGUUUGCGCUUUUUGCAUCUUCUUUUGAGAACGCCUUUUUCUUGGACUCUGACGCUUACCCUGUUGGAAACCCAGACGUUCUGUUCCAAUCGGACCUGUACAAGGAGUACCAGAUGAUCACGUGGCCAGAUUUCUGGAGACGUACCACUUCUCCAUACUUCUACCAAAUCACUGGCCAGGAAGUUGGUCCAAAACAGGUCAGACACAUCAACGACGUGUUUACCGAUCCAAAGUACUAUCAGAGCGAGGACAACGCUGAUCCAUACAACAACAUUCCGUUCCAUGAUAGAGAGGGAACCAUUCCUGACUGGACAACCGAGGCUGGAGAGAUGUUGAUCAACAAGACCCUGCAUUUCAAAACUUUAUUACUCGCUCUUUAUUACAACUUCGACGGUCCUUAUGGAUACUAUCCUCUUCUUUCGCAGGGAGGAGCCGGAGAAGGUGACAAGGAGACGUUUGUGGCUGCAGCCCACUAUUACGGACUGAAGUACUACCAAGUCUACAAGAUGCCUGACAGAGCGUACGGAUGGUUCAACCACGAACAGAACUACGAGCACUCCAGUAUUGUUCAGUACGACCCGUUGACCGAUUUCAAGAACUUACAAGACGUCAAGGAGAACAUCCGCCGUGCCAUCGAGGAGGAAGGUGAGUCGUUCCACUACGAGUAUGAUCGCUUUUUCCACAACUACUUCCUCCCGUCGAACUCUAAAGUUCUAUUUUAUCACGUGCAUGAUCCAAAGAUGGAUCCAUUUAAUAUCGUCGAUAACAGAUUCACAUUCGACCUGGAUGGUAACCGGAUCAGAAACCUUGGUGAGGACUUCCCUAACUUCGACUUCGACUUGGAGAACUUUAUCUGGAACGUCAUCAACCACUACGUGUGCGAGAAACGGAUCAAUUUCAAGCAUUUUGAGAAUGCCAAUUGGAAUUCCCUGUGUGACGGGUUCAUCCAGGAUCAGCUCUCCUUCUUGUCCGAGUCUUCUGCACGGAUUUUCCGCGAUCAUAACAAGACUCCGCCUGCCGAAGCAGAAAAGACCGUCGAGGAGCCUGCCAAGGUUGAGCCUGCGGAGAAGGUCGAGACUCCAGAAGAUGUUGCUGUCGAGUAA